AGACACUACUGAUAUUCAAUUAUUAAAAUGGAAACAAUACCAUUAAUUAGUCAGGACGUAGUCCGAAAAAAUUUGAAAUAUUCGGAACUAAUACCAGCUGUUCGACAAGCUCUUGAGGAAUAUACAUUAAAUCGAGCUAGUCAACCAUUACGAGUUUCAGUACCAGUCGGCGAUACGAACGGCACUUUUCUAGCGAUGCCGAGCUACAGCACCUCUAGUGACACUCUCGUAACAAAGCUGGUGUCUAUGUAUCCUGAUAACGCUAAGAAAAAUCUUCCGACUCAUAUCUGUUAUAUCACUUUGUUUGACCCAGAUACUGGAGCCCUGGCUUGUUUGAUGGACGGAGAAUUGAUAACUGCAAUGCGAACUGCUGCUGCUUCUGUUGUAGCUACUCAGGCAAUUGUAUCUGAGACACCAAAGACUAUUGCCGUUCUUGGAUCCGGUGUGCAAGCUAGGAGUCAUAUUCUUGCCUUCAACGAAACAUAUAAACUCGAAAAAAUGAAGAUUUGGAGUCGUAACCAUGACAACGCACAAAAAUUAUGCGAAGAAUUGAAAGAUUUACCAUUGCAGAAUUGCAAAAGUGUUGAGGAGGCCGUCUGUGACAGUGACGUUGUUAUAACAGUAACUUCAGCCACAGAGACCGUUCUUUUCGAAAAAUGGUUGAAACCUGGAUGCCAUAUCAACUGCGUUGGAGCGUGUCGUCCUACCUGGCGCGAAUGCGACGAUGAAUGUAUGCAAAAUUCUACAGUGUAUGUUGACAGCCGUGAAUCCGCAGAAAACGAGUCUGGAGACGUCAUUCUCUCAAAAUGUGACGUCUACGCAGAAAUUGGGGAAAUUUUGUUGAAACAAAAACCUGUUCAACAAGGGAAAUUUACUUUCUUCAAAUCUCUAGGAAUUGGACUACAGGAUGCGGCUGCAGCUAAAUUAGUUUGGGAUAAUUGCAAACAUGAAACUGAUAUACAAUAAUAAUUCUAAAACUUAUUGGCUUGGUUUACUCUAUAGUACAAUUCUGACUCUUUUACUUUCCACUAGAAGGAAUUAUUGGAAUGUGACUUGAAAAGAAUAAUCUCAAAUAAUAGGGCAAGCAUGGAGGCUGCCAUUUUCAAAUUUCUUGUUCCUUUAUUUAGGCCAAAUCAUACUUGUCAUAAAAAAUAACUUCUGAGACGAAAAUGUAAAAUUAUAAAAUUAAUUCAAACAGCAUUUCUCUUGUGAGUACACUGGCCCAAUGCAGCAUAUACAGGGUGUCCAUAAAGUUCCUUCGUAAUUUCA
Molecule: messenger RNA, 1269 nt
Organism: Styela clava
Lineage: Eukaryota; Metazoa; Chordata; Ascidiacea; Stolidobranchia; Styelidae
Source: RefSeq, a predicted model, not a curated record